CUGAAUUUUUCAGACUAAUUAAACAGCCCUAGAAUUUGGCUCCCUAUGCUUCAAAAUCUCUAAAGAGAAAAAUUUCGCAUCUUCGCGAUCAAAUUCCUUGAAAUUCUUCCUGAUUUCCUCUUCCCAAUUCCCCAAAUUCGUUCCCGAAAUUGUAAGCUUCGUUUUCCCCCUUAACAGAUCACGUAUAUGGGUACUGCGCAGAGCCGCGAGGACGCUGAACUUUCAGACUCCGAUGAAUACAAGGAAGAAGAGGAAGAGGAUGAUGAAGAAGAAGAAUACGAAGACGCUGAUGAAGUAUUGAAGCCGCAAUCGAUCUCUAGCGCCAAAUCGACCGGUACAGCAUCUGCAGUUGAUGAUGUCGACGCCAAACUCAAAGCUCUUAAGCUCAAGUAUGGCUCCUCUUCCCCUUCUCAGAUACCCAAUGCCAGCAACGCUGUGAAACUUUACCUUCACAUCGGUGGAAACACCCCCCGUGCAAAGUGGAUCGUCUCUGAGAAACUCACUUUCUACGCUUUUCUCAAGACGGCGAAUGUCGACGGAGAUAGCGACGACGAUCAAGAAGACGACUAUGACGCUUAUAAAGCCAAUUCGUCGGGUGGUAGAGGCCAGUUACGUUGGAUACUCAAAGUGGGGGCGAAGGUCAGAGCUCUGGUUUCGACAGAAAUGCAAUUGAAGAUGUUUGGUGAUCAGCGGCGUGUCGAUUUUGUUAACAAAGGUGUGUGGGCUUUGAAGUUCCCUAGCGAUGAACAGUACCGGGACUUCGUGACCAAAUUCCAAGAUUACUUGUUUGAGAAUGUUUAUGGGCUUGAAGCGACCGAGGAGAACAAGGUCAAGAUUUACGGGAAGGAGUUUAUUGGGUGGUUGAAGCCAGAAGUGGCAGAUGAUUCGAUUUGGGAAAACGCGGAUAUUGAGUUCGGGAAGAGCCCCAGCUCCUCAGUGAGGACGAAACAGGACUUGAUAGAGGAGUUCGAGGAGGCUGCUAAUGGAGGCGUACAGAGCUUGACGUUAGGGGCAUUGGAUAACAGCUUCUUGGUGAACGAUUCUGGGGUUCAGGUUUAUAGGAAUCUAAGCCAUGGAAUUCAUGGGAAGGGGAUUUCGUUGAAGUUUGGUGCAGGAAACUCACCGAACUCUAGUCGAUCGACACCGAAGAAGGGUCUUCUCAUGAAGGCUGAGACGAACAUGCUUCUCAUGAGUCCAUUGAAGGAAGGAAAACCCCACGCAUCAGGGCUGCAGCAGCUUGAUAUAGAGACGGGGAAAGUUGUUACAGAAUGGAAGUUUGAAAAGGAUGGUACAGAUAUUACGAUGAGGGACAUCACAAACGACACCAAAGGGUCACAAUUGGAUCCUUCAGAAUCCACUUUUUUGGGGUUGGACGACAAUAGGCUUUGUCAAUGGGACAUGAGAGACCGUAGAGGCAUGGUUCAGAACAUUGGUGGAGCUGCUGAUAAUUCACCGGUUCUGAACUGGGCGCAGGGGCAUCAGUUUUCAAGAGGGACGAACUUCCAAUGCUUCGCUACAACAGGGGAUGGGUCGAUUGUUGUUGGGUCAGUUGAUGGGAAGAUAAGGCUGUAUUCGAAGACGUCGAUGAGACAGGCGAAGACGGCCUUUCCUGGGCUCGGUUCGCCUAUUACUCAUGUCGAUGUUACUCACGAUGGAAAGUGGAUUCUGGGGACGACUGAUACUUAUUUGAUACUUAUCUGCGUGUUAUUCAUUGAUAAAGAUGGCAACACGAAGACUGGGUUCAGUGGUCGUAUGGGCAACAAGAUUCCCGCUCCGAGAUUGCUGAAGUUGACUCCUCUGGAUUCCCAUUUGGCUGGAACAGACAACAGAUUCCAUGGUGGCCACUUCUCUUGGGUCACCGAAAGCGGGAAGCAAGAGCAUCACCUCGUCGCAACAGUAGGUAAGUUCAGUGUGAUAUGGGACUUCCAUCAGGUAAAGAACAGUGCACAUGACUGCUAUCGGAAUCAGCAAGGACUCAAGAGCUGUUACUGCUACAAGAUUGUGCUGAAAGAUGAAUCCAUCGUCGAGAGCCGAUUCAUGCACGAAAAGUUUGCAGUCUCGGAUUCUCCAGAAGCCCCACUGGUUGUGGCUACACCCAUGAAAGUCAGCUCCAUCAGCCUAUCUGGAAAGAGAUGAGAAGCCAUCGUCGUCCUAAGAUGGUGCGCUUUCUCUUCUCCAUUGAUUGAUGUGUGCCUUGUACUGCUGCCUGCUGUUUUCUUUGUUUAUCCUCCUCAUAUUGUUUGUCUGUGUCUUCAAAUUGGUUUAUUCGUGCCACACUGAUAAAAUUGUCUGCGUGUGAGUGUGUGUUGUGUAAAUAGGUAAACGAUACAGAAGUAGAAUUGAGUUCUUAGGAUUACUUGUUUCUUGUGAGUUUGUGUUCGUGUUCGUGUUCGUGUUCGUGUUUGUGUUUGUAAGCCUUAUGGUGAUUAUUUGAGUACAAAAUGCUGUAAUUUUAAGCAUGUGAAAGUAAAUCCUCCAUCCUUUGUGUAUCAAACAAGACAUUGAU
Messenger RNA from Cucurbita maxima (winter squash), 2506 nucleotides. RefSeq names its product protein CYPRO4-like. The transcript has 2 exons. Gene Ontology annotation, cellular component: cytoplasm; nucleus. Lineage: Eukaryota; Viridiplantae; Streptophyta; Magnoliopsida; Cucurbitales; Cucurbitaceae. The coding region runs from base 187 to 2136 and encodes 649 amino acids. The record is from RefSeq and is a predicted model, not a curated record. Gene Ontology annotation, molecular function: protein binding.